Molecule: messenger RNA, 1329 nt
Organism: Metarhizium brunneum ARSEF 3297
Lineage: Eukaryota; Fungi; Ascomycota; Sordariomycetes; Hypocreales; Clavicipitaceae
Source: RefSeq, a predicted model, not a curated record
AUGUCCGCAUAUCCGGGCUACGGCGGUGGGGGCGGCUACGGCCCCCCGCAAUCCUCUCAGUAUCAGGGCAACUACUACAGGCCGCAACAGGGCUACGGCGGAUACCCUCCUCAGGGCCAGCCAUCUCCCCAGCCUCAACCGGGCUACGGCUAUCAUCAACCGCAUCCUGCCCAACCACAGUACGCAUAUCAGCAUCAUGGCCCUCCGCCGCCCCAGCAGUAUGCAGGCCACUAUAGCCCUGCACCACCACAACCACAGCCUGGUUACGCUUCUAGACCCGGACAAAGCCCUGAGACGUCAGGCAUACCUCCGCCGCAGCAUGGUGCCUACAGCCCUCGGAUGAGCGGACCCCCAGUUCCUCCGUCCGGUUUACAACAUUUUGGCGCAGGCGCGCCUCAGGGCUAUGCGUUUCAGUAUUCCAACUGUACCGGCCGCAGGAAGGCCCUUUUGAUUGGCAUUAAUUACUUCGGCCAGCGUGGCCAGUUGCGAGGUUGCAUCAACGACGUUCGCAACAUGACGGCCUACUUGGCGGAACAUUUUGGCUAUAGACGAGAAGACAUGGUGAUUUUGACAGACGAUCAACAGAAUCCUAUGAGCCAACCCACAAAGCAAAACAUUCUCCGUGCAAUGCACUGGCUAGUCAAGGAUGCCCGUCCGAACGAUGCGCUAUUUUUUCACUAUUCUGGCCACGGCGGUCAGACAAAGGACUUGGAUGGUGACGAGGCGGACGGCUAUGACGAAGUCAUUUACCCUGUUGACUUUCGACAAACCGGUCACAUUACGGAUGACGAAAUGCACCGCAUCAUGGUUCGGCCGUUGCAAGCCGGUGUGAGACUAACAGCGAUUUUCGAUUCGUGCCAUUCUGGAACCGCUCUUGACUUGCCGUACAUCUACUCAACCCAGGGCAUUCUCAAGGAACCAAAUCUCGCCAAGGAAGCUGGUCAAGGCCUACUUGGUGUCAUAUCCUCAUACAGCCAAGGCGAUUUGGGAGGAGUUGCAAGUAACAUCAUGAGCUUUUUCAAGAAGGCCACCAGCGGAGAAGAUGCAUAUGCUCGUACCCUCGCCACCAAAACUUCUCCUGCUGAUGUCAUCAUGCUGUCCGGUAGUAAAGAUGACCAGACAUCUGCCGAUGCCACUAUCGCAUCCCAAGCCACGGGAGCCAUGUCUUGGGCUUUCAUGACGACCCUCAAGAAAAACCCCCAACAGAGCUACGUGCAACUUCUCAAUAGCAUCAGAGACGAACUGGCCACUAAAUACACGCAAAAGCCGCAGCUGUCUUGCAGCCACCCGCUGAGUACAUAUCACCGAAUCCAAGCCCCUUCGGCCUGA